AUGCAAGAUGUGAUUUUUAUUGCUGGUAAUAUUUUUAUCUAUCUAUCUAUCUAUCUAUCUAUCUAUCUAUCUAUCUAUCUAUCUCAAUUUUUAUUGAUGGUAAUAUUUUUUUAUCUAUCUAUCUAUCUAUCUAUCUAUCUAUCUAUCUAUCUAUUGGUUUGGUUUUUGCCAACAAGAUUUUUAUUGCUGGUAAUAUUUUUUAUCUAUCUAUCUAUCUAUCUAUCUAUCUAUCUAUCUAUCUAUCUAUCUAUCUAUCUAUCUAUCUAUCUAUUGAUUUUUAUUGCUGGUAAUAUCUAUCUAUCUAUCUAUCUAUCUAUCUAUCUAUCUAUCUAUCUAUCUAUCUAUCUAUUGGUUUGGUUUUUGCCGACAAGACUUUUAUUGCUGGUAAUAUUUUUUAUCUAUCUAUCUAUCUAUCUAUCUAUCUAUCUAUCUAUCUAUCUAUCUAUCUAUCUAUCUAUCUAUUGGUCAAUUUCCCGCCGCGCUGAUACAUGUUAUCGCCCUGAGCGUGAAAAGUUGACUGAAACAAUCAGCAACCGUCAACUAGAUAAGGGGUUCAGACCGAAAUACAUAGAUCUAUCUAUCUAUCUAUCUAUCUAUCUAUCUAUCUAUCUAUGCCAGUUUGUUUAUAUCUAUCGACCUUAG
Molecule: messenger RNA, 642 nt
Organism: Acanthosepion pharaonis
Lineage: Eukaryota; Metazoa; Mollusca; Cephalopoda; Sepiida; Sepiidae
Source: the annotation of a GenBank genome assembly